GGGAGGCUGCCGGCGGGUCCCGGUGCAGCAGCAGCAGCAGCAGCAGCAACAGCAGCAGCAGCAACAACCCAGUGACAGCUAGGAGCAGAGGAUGGAAGCGGCCGGGAGCAGGCGGCCGGCCCCCGCCUGCAGCCGUGGGUAGCCCGGGGAGCGGAGAGCCGCGCCCGGGGAGGCAGCGGCCACAGCAGCCGUCCCGCCCUCUCGGGGUAUAAACAGUCCGGAUCCGCCGGGGAAAGCCGCCUGGUUGACUUGAGAAGGAGCGGCGGCGGCGGCGGGAUGCCGUAAGACAGGCCGGGGUGUUGCUGCGGCUCAGCCGAGCGCUUCAAUGAUGGGCGACGCCACGGACGCGGCCAAAGACAUGAAGAAGACGUUCAUUGUCCCUGCCAUCAAAGCCUUCGAUCACUACGACUUCUCCAGAGCCAAGAUCGCCUGCAGCCUGUCGUGGUUGGUGGCCAAGGCGUUCGGGACAGAUCACGUGCCAGAGGAAAUUGGGGAACCAUUUUACACAGACCAGUACGAACAAGAACACAUUAAGCCACCUGUUGUCAACCUGCUUCUCUCUGCCGAGCUGUACUGCCGUGCCGGGAGCCUGAUCUUGAAAAGUGAUGCUGCCAAACCAUUCCUGGGUCAUGAUGCAGUUGUACAAGCGCUUGCACAGAAGGGCCUUUACGUCACCGAACAGGAAAAGCUGGUGACUGAGAGAGAUCUUCGCAAGAAACCAAUUCAGAUGAGUGCCCAUUUGGCUAUGAUUGACACACUGAUGAUGGCUUACACUGUCGAAAUGAUCAGCAUUGAGAAAGUGGUCUCUUGUGUGCAGCAGUUCACAAACUUCUUCCCAGCCACAGAACUUCCCUAUGACAUUGAAGAUGCCAUCGUCUGCUGGAUAAAUAAGGUAAACGAACAUUUGAAGGCAAUAGUUGGCCAGGAGCAGAAGCCGAGGCGACCAGAAGGUCCAGAAAUACCUGGAAAUCAAAGGUCUCCAACCAAAUGGUAUUGGAAACUGGUUCCUGCUCGCUACAGGAAGGAUCAAGCUCUACCCAAGCAAGUGCCCUGUAUCCCAGCAGUGGAAAACCUGCUGAAGGAUACCACGGAUGGUUGCUCGUUAGCUGCUCUGAUUCAUUUUUACUGUCCUGAUAUUAUCCGAAUGGAAGAUAUAUGCUUGAAGGAGACUAUGUCGUUGGCUGAUGGCUUGUACAAUCUACAAUUGAUUCAGGAAUUUUGUGAAGGUUACCUGAAUCAGUGCUGCCAUUUCCUUCUGGAAGACAUGCUCUAUGCAUCUUCAUCAAUCAAGAAUAACUACCUGGUAUUUAUGGCAGAGCUGUUCUGGUGGUUUGAGGUCGUGAAGCCCUCGUUUGUACAGCCCAGAUUGGCUUCUCAGUUGGAAGCAGAACCGCUUCACCCAACAAGGAACAUGCCUGCCUCUUUACCGAUAUCAAACGCUACUAGAAAAAGCUUCACGGACACCGGUUCCAACUCUGAGUUUGACUGCAGCAAAGCGAGUCCAACAUUUUCACCAUCGCAGCCCCUUCUGCCCUUGCGGCACACUCAGCAUCGUCCACAUUCAUCAGAUUCAGGAAUCAUGCGUCGAUCUACCUCCAUGUCUUACAUGGAGGGUUAUGCUGGGACUUGGCCUGAAAAGAAACACAGAUCCUUUCCCCAAGCAGUGUCAUUCAAAAUACCCUUUGAUUCAGACAAUGAUAUUGAUCCAUCCAGUAAAACUAACCAAACGAUAAUCAGAUCAAUUAGUAAUGACAGCUUAAUUUCAAACGUUAACAACACUCCUAAACAUUUGGUUAGAAAUGAAUCUUUGCAGCCAAUGAACGGGCAGAGCAACGGGACAGAAGAAACACAUCUGUCUAGUCACGAUGAGAGACUUGAAGGCUCAGCCAGGAGUCCUGGUUCAGCAACAGACAAUGUGCAAAGAUGCCCCCUGCAAGAUGCAGUGUCAAAUGGCCCAAAGGAAAAUAAUUUUGGUGUUGGAGACUACGAGAAUCACAAUGGCCCACCAUGCAUUGAAGAUGCUCUACAUAUAAUUCAUCAUGUAGACAAGCCUUAUUUAGAACUUGAAUCUGAACAACUAGCUGAUGGAUUCUUCCUGCAUGUUAAAAAUUCCAAUGACAUUAUUGCAAAAUCCAACAUGAAUCAAACCAGCAGCCUGGAUUCUAUUGCAGAGGUUAAGGACACUACUAGCUCCUUGACUGAUAAUACUGAGGUGGACACAGGAAUCCAUGUUCCAUCUGAAGAUAUUCAGGAAACAAUUGAUGAAGAUUUUUCCUUUAGAGAUUACACCGUUAGUAUGGAUUCAGAUAUGGAAGACACGUCCAAACCUCAUGACUCUGAUCUGAAAAAUGAUGAUCCUUUCAUUUUACUUCCAGGCUCAAAUUGCUUGGCUGCUGGUUUACCAUCUGGAAAUGGCAUUUCUCCAGGUUCUGCAAUUAAGAUGACAAGUUUUGCCGAACAAAAGUUGAAGAAGUUGAACACCCCUGAUGCUAGAUUGAGCAGCAGCAGUUCCCAGAAGACUACUCCAGAGAGUUCAGAGCUUUGCACCCCCGGCGUGGUCUCCAGUUGCCAGUUAACUGAGCUAAGUCUCAGCAAACUAACCAGAGAUCCGGCUCAGCUGCUGGCUUCUGAAAUGAUUCAGCUUAAAAUGAAGCUCGAGGAAAAACGGCGAACUAUUGAAGCCCAGAAAAAGAAGGUCGAAGCUGCUUUUAUGAGGCAAAGGCAAAAAAUGGGCAGGACAGCAUUUUUGAAUGUUGUGAGAAAGAAGGGCGAUGAUAAUUCUCCAUUGAAGAAGCCUGGAAGUGAACAUGAAGAGAGAUUGGGGGGUGGUGAGGAGAAACUUGAUGCAAUUGGAAUGACGAGCAACUCCACAGAUAGCAGUAAACAUGAUGUUCGGUCUUCAACCACUGACGUUCAUUCAGAAAAAAGAGUUGGCUGGAAUUUAAACAGCCCCACUGAAGAAUCUAUGGGAGAUGUUGACAUCAUGGAAUACAACAGACUAAUUGAGAAGAUGAAUACGGCUUUACACGCCUUACAACAAGAGAUGCAACGCUUGGCAAACCAGCAGGAAUUAAUAAUGCAGAUGAGAGAACAACAGCAACAGCAGGCAUGGGUAAUAUCUCCCCCCACUCAAUCAUCCUCACCACAGAAGCAAGCCAGAGAGCUGCGAUCCUCUCCACGGUCAACCGGGUCACAAUCUCCUUCCCUUUCCUCUUCUGGAGAAUCUCCUCGUUCCACCCAACGCUCUCCUCAAACUGUUAACCGAAGGUCUUCAUUCUCGAAGAAUUCGAAAUCGAGGCCAAAUGAAUUGAAGAUAAAGCCAUUAAACCGUGUUCUCACCCCGCCGUGUUCUGUCGACCGUCUUCCUCAUCUCAGGCAGUUUGCCCCCAGCCAGACCCAGAUGAGGUCAUUCAUUUUCCUCAGAGAUGUCGAACCGGAGGACAUUUCGAAAGCAGACUGUGAAAAAUCCACGACUGAGGCAGCGAAGCCAGAAAGUGAAGUCACAAAUGAAAAGCCUUUUAAACCAGAGGCUUGUGAAUCGCAAUUUGAGCCCAAAAUAUUGCAAGGGCCCAUGGUGUCGACGGAAAAUUCUGGGCCUUCAGCAGACAUUCCGACUGAAAGAAAAUAUCCCGUUGACCGGACUGGAAAGCCAAGCUUAAUUGAGGUUUCCCUUUCUGAAUUGGAAACGGAAGGGGAUGAAGCAAAUAAUGGUGAAAAAGAACAUGUUGAAGAACAGAAAUUGUGUUGUGGAUUCUUCUUUAAAGAUGAUCAGAAAGCUGAACAGAUUGCAAUGAAACGAGCAGCUCUCUUGGAGAAACGUGUGAGGAGGGAGAAGGAAAAUCAGAUCAAACAACAGCAGUUGGAAGCAGAGAUGGAAGAGAGGAAGGAAGAAGCAAGACUCAAAGCAGAAGAAGAGCGGCAAAAGAAGGAAGAGGAGAGGUCACGAAGAGAGUUCAUUAAACAAGAGUUUCUCAGGAAAAAGCAGUUGAAACUAAUGAAGGACAUGGAUAACGUGAUCAAGCCUCGUCCUACCAGCCUGAAACUGAAGAAGGCCCGUCCAAGAUCUUUUCGAGAGGAUUUAUCAAGUCCACGAACGCCUGUCAGAUCAUCAGCAGUUUCCUGUCUGUCUCUGGCAUCAUUGAACACUGCAGAUGCUGAUAGUGUACGUUCAGGAAAAAAAUCUCCCAGGACAGAAUCAGUGGAUGGAAUUAUAUCGUCAGGUUGUUCUGCCAAUCGGAAUGGUGAAAAAGACUGGGAGAAUGACUCAACAACGUCUUCGGUUGCUUCUGCAACGGAGUAUACAGGACCAAAAUUAUACAAAGAACCCAGUGCAAAAUCUAACAAACACAUAAUUCAGAAUGCAAUUUCGCACUGCUGUUUAGCUGGAAGAGUCAAUGAAAGUCAGAAGUACAAAAUACUUGCGGAAAUGGAAAAUUCUGAAGCCAAUAACUUUUUGAUCCUUUUCCGCGAUGCCGGUUGCCAAUUCCGUUCACUCUACACCUACAAUACUGAAAACGAAGAAAUCAUUAAGUUGACAGGAAUAGGACCUAAAAACAUUGGAUGGCAAAUGAUUGAGGCACUCUACAAAUACAACUCUGAUCGCAAGCAAUUCAGCCGCGUUCCUGUCAAAUCAUUGUCUGCCUGUGUGGACGCGAUUAUCAUCCAUGGCCAUCUGUGGCAGCAUAAAAGACCCAGCACUCCCAAAUUGCUCACGCCAAGAUCAUAGUGAGGACAACCAUCACAAAAAUAGUAAUGGCAUUAAGCAAUUGCACUUCAUCGUAACUGCCUGAGGACAAGGGAUUUUCUAGUGGCCCAGAGCAUUCCUUAUGUUUGUAAAUUUAAUCUGUCCAGUACAAACAAUGGAAACUGGACACCAAACUUCACUUUCAAUAUGCACAACUGGAAUGUAUAGGUUAAGGGUCUUAGAAGGACAUCAUUGUUACAAUUAGAAGUAAAAUGAUUCAUUGGGAAACUUUUUUUUGCUUUAUCAUGCUUGCAGUUUACUAUUUGACAAUUUGUAACAUCACUGCCAUAACUUGUCCUUUGGUACACUGGAGAAUCAUUAAUCUGAAUGAUACCUAUUUAAACUAGUAAUACUUCUUUUGCUGUGUUACAUUUGUUAAUGUUGUUACAACUGUCAUACAAUUUGGCUCAUGUUUUAAAGGGGAGGUCUUUGAUAUCCUUCAGCCUUUAAUGUUUGUUGUUCUUCAGUAUUAGCCAUGUCAGCAUAAAGGGGCUGAUGUCUGCAGAUUAGUGCAAAGGUGCUAUGUCGCAUUGAUUUACUUAAAUACAAAGCUAUUGGCCUGAUACAAUUUUUCCAGAAUAUAUAUUUGAAGCAGGUUUUAUAACAGUAUUACAAGUUAACCCAAAAAACGUAGGUCUACAGUGUUAGAAGUACAGCAUCAUUGACGUGACAAGAUUGAACAUUUUCUUCUGUUGCAUGCAACAAAGCCAUGUGAACUCACAUUAACUCCAUUGACUUCAGUGGAACCUAAUUUCAGUAGUGGAGUAUUACAUGCAGACUCUACUACAUGAAGAUAUGGGGUAAAUUUUCAUUCCUAUGCUUCAAAGCUAUAGCAAGAAUCUGUAAAACUGCAGCGUAAAGUAGCUAUUGCAGUGCUUCUGCUGCAGAUGUGCACUACAGUACACGGGAAUGGUGUUUGCUUGCUGCUUCUGCUGUUUUACUUGGUUUUAACAAAUACAUGGUUUCCUGUAUAUACAGAAGGGAUGGUGAUAGUUAUUGUACUGUGAGUAAUGGAUAGAAGUAGAGGCUAAAAUCUAAGACCAGACCAGUCAUAAUGAUGCUAGACAGUGGGACAAGGUAAGAUGACUGGAAAAGAAAUAGUGGAAAUGGUAAAGGAAGUAGAGUUUUUAAUUGUUUCAAUUCAUGGUUAGACAAGUAGUUAGACAAAUGAUCCUAUAUGUCUUUAUUGUAUGGUAUAAAACUAACCACAAGAGAAACAUCAUUCACAUUCCCAUCUCUUGAGGAUGCAUUCCAUUUGUGAAUCACAUGCAUUAAGUUUUGCAUUGAGAUUAAUGUCAGUAAUUUAUUGUGUACCACAUAUGUGGAAGGUCUCGCAUUGCGGUGACAAGUCGUGUGCCAUUCCAAAGUCAAAAACAAAAUGCUGGAAAUAAUCAGCAGAUCAGGCUGCGGUUGUGGGAAGAAGAAACAGAGGCAAUGUUUCAGCUUGAAGACUCUUCGCCAGAAAAAUCAUGGGUCAUCAACCUGAAACAUUGACUCUUUUCUUCCACACACACAAGCUGCCUGCGCUUGUGAGUAUUUCCACUGUUUUCUGUUUAUAUUUUAGAUUAUUUAUUUUAGAUUUCUUGCAUCUGCAGUUUUCUUGAUGCUUACGUGCCAUUCCAAAUUGCUGUUAUUGUACCAUGGUGAACGGAUGACUCCAGAAUAUUGUGGACUAUUAAUUUAUAACCAUGUGUAUGCUCCCCAUCAUUGCCGAAAAAUGCUACUUCUAUCAGGUUUUUUUUGUCUGGUGAGUGGAUAGCACACAACUCUUCUCACACCCAUGCCACCAGCCAAAGAAAAUUUUCACUGCAUUUUCUUCAGCCAAUAUCAUUUUCACUUUACCACCUACAUUCCCCACUGACUGUUUGUUCGUGUCCAUCAAGUACACUUGUUAUCGUGAAGCUGCUUUCUCAACAUACUGUCUCGGUGUUCCCAAAACUGAACCCAUUGUACGUAAUUUGACAUUUAAUGCUGUUCUUAGUAAUCAGUUAUUGAGGCUUUCAGAUUUUUGGUUUGUUUUGUUGCGAUAUCAAUCUGCAGAAUUCUCAGUAUUUUCCACUCCGUUGGGCUUUUCUUUCUGUAUCUCGGUCCAUCCUGAUGAUGAUCUUUUAAAUUUCUCAUGCUGUUUUUUACAGCUGAGAUGCGUUUCAGAUCUUGGUUUAUUUCAUAUUGUCCCCCCCCCCCCCCAUACCUCUUAUCAUUCCUUUCAACUGACAUGUGGUUGUUCUAUUUUCCUUCUUCCUUUAAUCGCCUUGUUAUGAUGUACACCCUCCCCCUUACGCUAACUAUAUCUCUCCCUGUCCGUCUGUUCUCUGCCCAUAAUGCAGGCACUCUUUGCCUAAUUUACUUACAUUUCUGUGUUCAUCGUCUCGCUCUCUUUCACUCUGUUUGUAUUUAGAAAUUGACUAAGAAGUACAAGUGACGGUAUCUUGGCUGAAGUGAUUUUAAAAUAUUCCCAUUGUAGAUCUUCUGUUGAUUUUAUGUGCCUUUAAUCUUUUAAAGUUUUCGAAUCGCUUGAAGAAGUUAUGAUUUGCUCACUCUUGCCUGAAAACUCACUUCUUACUGCUAUAGCAUUUGCCAUGGUCAACUAUAUCUGUGUCAUAUAAGGUUUGUUGAGAUUAUCUGCUCACUCACAUGUAUCAGUAUUGCUGCUUAUAAUGAUGGGAAAUUUAUUCCAAUGUUUAAUUCUUGAAAAGCUUAAUAUCUUUUUGGUCUUUCAUUGGACCAGCCGGAAACUAUAGGAAUCUUAUUCUGACGGGUACACAUUUUCAUACAUUAGUUUUGUUUUGUUUGUUUUAUUUGGCUUGCUUGGAUUUGAUAUUUAAGCACUCGAUUUCAAUCUCCUGCCUUCCGAUCAGAUUUUUGACUUUUCUGCCAAUUACUUGAGCAAAUCCUUUUUUGUUGCACUGUCUGCAUGUACAUGGAAUUAUU
Messenger RNA from Amblyraja radiata (thorny skate), 7675 nucleotides. It is a transcript of the gene camsap2a, whose product is annotated as calmodulin regulated spectrin-associated protein family, member 2a. Bases 326 to 4726 code for a protein of 1466 amino acids. Gene Ontology annotation, molecular function: spectrin binding; calmodulin binding; microtubule minus-end binding. The record is from RefSeq and is a predicted model, not a curated record. NCBI's taxonomy places the organism in Eukaryota, Metazoa, Chordata, Chondrichthyes, Rajiformes, Rajidae. The transcript is spliced from 18 exons. Gene Ontology annotation, cellular component: microtubule minus-end. Gene Ontology annotation, biological process: neuron projection development; negative regulation of microtubule depolymerization; cytoplasmic microtubule organization.